AUGUCGAAAAUAUACAAAGGUAUUAUUUCCGUAGCAGAUAGAUUUAUACCCCAACCGCUUCGUCCAUUAUGGGAACAUCCAGCAGGACCAAAGACAAUAUUUUUUUGGGCACCAGCAUUUAAAUGGGGCUUAGUAAUAGCUGGAUUGGGCGACGUCACUAGGCCACCAGAAUCCUUGUCAAUACCACAAUGCUUUUCCCUUUCGAUUUCUAGUUUUAUAUGGUCACGGUAUUCUUUGGUGAUCAAACCGAAGAAUUACAGCCUUUUUACUGUCAAUUUAAUUGUGGCUACUAUUAAUAUGUAUCAGUUAGGAAGAGCGUAUCUUUACCAACAAUCUAUAAAGAAGUGA
This is a messenger RNA of Colias croceus (clouded yellow), 348 nucleotides long. Its product is annotated as mitochondrial pyruvate carrier 2-like. Gene Ontology annotation, molecular function: pyruvate transmembrane transporter activity. Bases 1 to 348 code for a protein of 115 amino acids. Gene Ontology annotation, biological process: pyruvate import into mitochondria. The record is from RefSeq and is a predicted model, not a curated record. Lineage: Eukaryota; Metazoa; Arthropoda; Insecta; Lepidoptera; Pieridae. The transcript is spliced from 3 exons. Gene Ontology annotation, cellular component: mitochondrial inner membrane.